Messenger RNA from Brassica oleracea var. oleracea, 842 nucleotides. Its product is annotated as 40S ribosomal protein S10-2. Bases 107 to 646 code for a protein of 179 amino acids. NCBI's taxonomy places the organism in Eukaryota, Viridiplantae, Streptophyta, Magnoliopsida, Brassicales, Brassicaceae. The record is from RefSeq and is a predicted model, not a curated record. Gene Ontology annotation, molecular function: structural constituent of ribosome; RNA binding. Gene Ontology annotation, cellular component: cytosolic small ribosomal subunit. The transcript is spliced from 5 exons.
CUAUAAAAAAGGAAGAAAUUAGGGCUUCGCGAGAGUAGAAGGUGAGAACGCCGUCACAUACACAGACACCUUCUCCGUCGUCUCCUCCACCAAUCUCAUAGCAAUCAUGAUUAUGUCAGAGGAGAACCGCCGCGCAAUCUCCAAGUACCUCUUCCAAGAGGGAGUUUUGUUUGCGAAAAAGGAUUUCAAUUUAGCGCAGCAUCCUUUGAUCGAAGGAGUUCCGAAUCUGCAAGUCAUCAAACUGAUGCAGAGCUUCAAGUCUAAGGAGUACGUCCGCGAGACAUUUGCGUGGAUGCACUACUACUGGUUCCUCACCAACGAAGGCAUUGACUUUUUGAGGACUUACCUCAAUCUCCCAUCUGAGAUUGUUCCCGCCACUUUGAAGAAGCAGCAGAAGCCACUUGGUCGUCCCAUGGGUGACCGUCCUCGUGGUCCACCUCGUUCUGAUGGAGAGAGGAGGUUUGGUGGUGACAGAGAUGGAUACCGUGGAGCUCCUAGAGCUGGUGGAGAGUUUGGUGAUAAGAGUGGAGCUCCUGCUGAUUACCAGCCUUCCUUCAGGGCACCUGGAGCUGGAUCUAGGCCUGGGUUUGGCCGUGGAGCCGGUGGGUACGGUGCUGGUCCUGCUGCUGGAUCUGAUCUUCCUUGAAAGGGAAAUGUAAUCCUUGUUUCUUUUUGGUUAAAUUGUACUUUUGAUUUGAGAAUCAGUGUCUUUUACUCCAUAUGAUUGUUUUUUCCUUAGAAUUUUAUAAAGGAUGCUCAAAAUGUUGUGGAUCCUUACAAAAAAAUUCACCCAUUAUCCGCCUUCUACUUUUUCAAUUUUAAUCUCCGCUGGUUUAAAAUCA